GUGGAGUCUGGAGGGAUGCUGGGCUCUGUGGCCCGGCUCCGCGACUCCACCAUCUGGGCGGGUCUAACGCCCCUUUCUGUUGCAGGCGGGCCCCCGGGGCUCCCAGCGGAGCGCAUCCUGGCGGUGCCGGUGCGCACUGACGCCCGGGGCCGCUUGGUGUCCCACGUGGUGUCGGCGGCGACGGGCCGGGAGGGGGUGCGCGCUCGCAGGGCCGCCCCCAUCCAGACCCCUAGCUUUCCAGAAGGCAACGAGGAGGACUCUGGCGGCCGCCUCUUCUACAAUGUCACGGUCUUCGGUCGAGACCUGCACCUGCGGCUGCGGCCCAACUCCCGCCUCGUGGCGCCCGGGGCCACGGUGGAGUGGCAGGGCGAGUCGGGCGCCACCCGCGUGGAGCCACUGCUGGGGAACUGCCUCUAUAUCGGGGAAGUGGCCGGCCUCACCGAGGCCUCCUCCGUGGCGCUCAGCAACUGUGACGGCCUGGCUGGCCUGAUCCGUGUGGCGGAGGAAGAGUUCUUCAUUGAGCCCCUGGAGAAGGGACUGGCAACAGAGGAAGCUGAGCAGGGCCGUGUGCAUGUGGUGUACCGCCGGCUGCCCACUUCUAAACCUCUCCCUCUGGGGGGCCCACAGACCCUGGACACGGGGGCCUACCCUGGCAGCCUGGACCGCCUCAGCCGAGCCCUGGGCGUCCUGGAGGAGCGUGUCAACAGCUCGGGGCGCAGGACCCGCAGGCACACCGCUGAGGACGACUACAACAUAGAGGUCCUGCUGGGCGUGGAUGACUCUGUGGUGCAGUUCCACGGAAAGGAGCACGUGCAGAAGUACCUGCUCACGCUCAUGAACAUCGUCAAUGAAAUCUAUCAUGAUGAGUCCCUGGGGGCCCACAUUAAUGUCGUCCUGGUGCGAAUAAUCUUGCUGAGCCACUCGAAGUCCAUGAGCCUCAUUGAGAUUGGGAACCCCUCUCAGAGCCUGGAGAAUGUUUGCCGCUGGGCCUAUCUCCAGCAAAAGCCAGACACAGGUCACGAUGAAUACCAUGACCAUGCCAUCUUCCUCACACGGCAAGACUUUGGACCUUCAGGCAUGCAAGGAUAUGCUCCUGUCACUGGGAUGUGCCACCCUGUCCGCAGCUGCACCCUCAACCACGAAGAUGGCUUCUCCUCAGCUUUUGUUGUGGCCCAUGAGACCGGCCAUGUGCUGGGCAUGGAACAUGACGGGCAGGGAAACCGCUGUGGCGAUGAGGUGCGACUGGGCAGCAUCAUGGCGCCCCUGGUGCAGGCAGCCUUCCACCGCUUCCACUGGUCCCGCUGCAGCCAACAGGAGCUGAGUCGCUACUUGCACUCCUAUGACUGCCUGCGGGAUGACCCUUUUGCCCACGACUGGCCGGCGCUGCCCCAGCUCCCGGGGCUGCACUACUCCAUGAAUGAGCAGUGCCGCUUUGACUUUGGCCUGGGCUACAUGAUGUGCACCGCGUUCCGGACCUUUGACCCCUGCAAACAGCUAUGGUGCAGCCAUCCUGACAACCCCUACUUUUGCAAGACCAAGAAGGGCCCCCCUUUGGAUGGGACCAUGUGUGCAUCUGGAAAGCAUUGCUUUAAAGGACAUUGCAUCUGGCUGACCCCUGACAUUCUCAAACGGGACGGCAACUGGGGUGCAUGGAGUCCAUUCGGCUCCUGCUCACGCACCUGCGGCACAGGUGUGAAAUUCAGGACCCGCCAGUGUGACAACCCACAUCCGGCCAACGGGGGUCGCACCUGCUCAGGACUGGCCUACGAUUUCCAGCUAUGCAGCCCCCAGGACUGCCCUGAUGCCCUCGCUGACUUCCGUGAAGAGCAGUGCCGCCAGUGGGACCUAUACUUUGAGCAUGGCAACGCCCAGCACCACUGGCUGCCACUGGAGCAUCGGGACGCCAAGGAGCGCUGCCACCUCUACUGCAAGUCUAAGGAGACUGGGGAGGUGGUGUCCAUGAAGCGCAUGGUGCAUGAUGGGACACGCUGCUCCUACAAGGACGCCUUCAGCCUCUGUGUGCGUGGAGACUGCCGGAAGGUGGGCUGUGAUGGGGUGAUCGGCUCCAACAAGCAGGAAGACAAGUGUGGCGUGUGUGGAGGGGACAACACCCACUGCAAAGUGGUCAAGGGCACGUUCACACGCUCCCCCAAGAAGCUCGGUUACAUCAAGAUGUUUGAGAUCCCAGCAGGAGCCAGACACCUGCUCAUCCAGGAGACAGACAGCACCAGCCACCACCUGGCCAUCAAGAACCUGGAGACAGGCAAGUUCAUCUUACAUGAAGAGAAUGAUGGGGAUCCUAAUUCCAAAUCCUUCAUUGCCAUGGGUGUGGAGUGGGAGUACCGCAGUGAGGACGACCGGGAGACCCUGCAGACCAUGGGCCCCCUCCACGGCACCAUCACCGUUCUGGUCAUCCCACAGGGAAGUGCCCGGAUCUCGCUGACAUACAAAUACAUGAUCCACGAGGACUCACUCAAUGUGGAUGACAACAAUGUCCUGGAUGACAACUCUGCAGGCUACGAGUGGGCCCUGAAGAAGUGGUCCCCCUGCUCCAAGCCCUGCGGCGGAGGGUCCCAGUUCACCAAGUAUGGCUGCCGCCGGAGGCUGGACCACAAGAUGGUGCACCGUGGCUUCUGUGACACGCUCACGAAACCCAAAGCCAUCCGACGGACAUGCAACCUGCAGGAGUGUUCCCAGCCUGUUUGGGUCACGGGCGAAUGGGAGCCAUGCAGUCAGAGCUGCGGGCGGACAGGCAUGCAGGCACGCUCUGUGCAGUGCAUUCAGCCCCUGCACAACAACAUCACGCGCUCAGUGCACACAAAGCACUGCAAUGAUGCCAGGCCUGAGGGCCGACGGGCCUGCAACCGUGAGCUCUGCCCUGGUCGGUGGCAGGCUGGGCCCUGGUCCCAGUGCUCGGUGACCUGUGGAAAUGGCACCCAGGAGCGGCCAGUGCUCUGCCGUACCUCUGAUGACAACUUCGGACUGUGUCGGGAGGAGCGACCUGAGACAGCAAGGAUCUGCAGGCUUGGUCCCUGUUCCCGAAAUGUCUCUGAUCCCUCCAAGAAGAACUACAUUGUUCAGUGGCUCUCCCGCCCAGACCCUGACUCGCCAGUGCAGAAGACCUCGUCAAAGGGCCGCUGUCAAGGUGACAAGUCAAUGUUCUGCAGGAUGGAAGUCUUGUCUCGCUAUUGCUCCAUCCCAGGCUACAAUAAGCUGUGCUGCAAGUCCUGUAACCUGCACAACCUCACCCAUGUGGAUGACAGGGCGGAGGCGCCACCUGGGAAGCACAAUGACAUUGAGGAGCUCACGCCCACCCACCCAGUGCCCACACUAGUCAUGGAGGCACCCCCUACCCCAGGCACACCCCUGGUGGUUCCUCUCAAUGCCUCCAGCACCAAUGCCACUGAGGAUCACCCAGAAACCAAUGCUGUUGAUGUUCCCUACAAAAUCCAUGGCCUGGACAAUGAAGUCCAGCCACCCAACUUAAUCCCUCGACGACCGAGCCCAUAUGAAAAGACCAGAAAUCAAAGGAUACAAGAGCUCAUUGAUGAGAUGAGGAAGAAAGAGAUGCUCGGAAAGUUCUAAUAAAAUGGAAAGAUAGCAUUAAUAGCACUUUUUUUCUUGCUUAUAGAGAUUUCAUAGGAGAGCAAAUCCUAUGUUCUGGAGGUGAAGUCAAAUUUUCUGAUUCUAAGAGGUUUUCGAAAAACAAAGAGGGAGAAUGAUACACAUAUAUAGCUAUGUGCGUGUGGCAACUAGGUUAGCACAUGUGUUUCCCAGCCCCAGAGUUUUCUAAAUCCUGUACUAGGGUGAGCAUGGGAAAAUACAGGAGCUCUGCAAUCUCUCUACGAUGUGGGGUGGAGAGCAGAAGUAAGUCAGAGGGAAAGCACUGGCCCUGAGUGUCUGGGCAGUGCCUAGGAAUCUUCCUUUCCUUGGUGGUGACUACUCUCUGGGGAUAUAGGCCAUUUCCCGCCAGUCUCUAGACUGAGGCACAAUCCCUAAGGGGAAGGUCUUAAGGUAAAUGGUGGUUUAUUCACUAAACCACUACAAUGAGCACAAUCCAGUGAGGGUUGCGAAUGCAAAUUCCUUCCAGAACCAGGUUGGAGGAGAGGAUGAGUGUGGGGAAGCAGGGGAGAGUACCAACCUGAGAACCACACUCAAGUAGCACUGACUGUCAGCUCUGGCCACUGCUGCCACGCGACCGCUCGUGCCAGAGUGUGCUCUUUCAGAAGAAAUCUAAUUUUCACGUAAAAAUCUUUAAAGGCCAACUUAAAAUAUUUUAAGGGGGCCUGUGUGUGAGUCUGUUCGGCUCUAAAGUCUGGUUUCUAGUUUUGAGAAUUAAGGACUUGAGUAACCAUCUGACCCAUUUGGUGCUCCUGGGCAGUAUCUGCAUAUGUCAGCUGAGUUGGAGCUGUGAAACAGUCCAUUUCUUCCUUAGAAAGUACCCAAGUUACUGUAACCAGGACAUUUUCUUACUGAGAAGAUAGUGGAGGGCUCCAGUAAUCCUGGUCUGUUUGCCAACUCUGGCCACCUGGCCUCAACACCAGCGGCCCCAGAGAGGUGCUUUCCCUCCCCAAGUGCAUCAGAAGGACAAGGGAGGCAUUCACAUUGCUGGAAAGUGCAGUGGGAGGUCAAGGCCUUGAACUCCCACAGAUGGGGAAUGUUACGAUCAGGGUACCAUGCCCACGCGCCUUGAGGUCUUGGACUUUGUGGACUUGGGUCUGACCCUGAAGACCAGAUUUUCUUGCAAAGGAUGGAUGGCCUUUCCCUGUCCAGCCCUCUACCCCUUAGAAGUGAGCUGCCCCACAGGACCAUUCUUAGACACGGGAUGGGAGGUGUGAGAGCUUGCUUUAUCUUUCACACUCUACAAACUUUAACAACUUCUGGCUUUGGCAAAAUGGUGCCAAGUUGUGAGCAAGAUGUGACUGAGAAAUGAAAGGAAGGGCAUAGGGGUGGAUGGGAGGAUGGUGGCUAAUUUUCACUUCUCCCUGUGUUGAUAUUUUGUGAACAUGUAGCUUAAACUUCUCCAAAGUACAACACUCAGGGGCACAUUAGUCCUUCAGCUGGACUUCGGCAGACACAUAAUUCUGAAAUUUUUCACGUCCAGGGAGGUUCAGAUAUCUUUGCCAGCCAUAAAUCUUAAAGAACUCUUUCUUUCUUAAUUCCCCAAUAUAUGGAUGAGAACACUGAGGCUCAGAAUAAUACCAUGAUGGCUAAUUUAUGUUGAAUUUAAGGUGCAAAGUAUGCUUGUCUGAAUCUGUGCAUGUGUAUGGGUGUCAGUGUGUGUGGUGUAGGAAACAGUGAGAAAUAUCUGGGAUGAUGCUUAAUUUUUCAGCUGGGUGAUAAGUAGCCUCCCUUCUGCCCUAUGCACCCUGCCCCUUCCUUCUGCUAACUCAUCCCACACGUGCUCAUUGACUGUCCCUGUGUCUCAAAGGAGCUUGCUGGAUCCUAAGACUCAAACUGGAGAAAGCAUUUUGUAAUACGUCUCAUCAUAUUACUCUAAUAAGAUGUGGUCUGAAGCACUGUGGCAGUGCUAUUGCUCUACAAUCAGGAAAUGGAUCUCGGGGCUUUCCUGAAUUUGAACCUGUAGCAGCUGGUGCUAUGCAUGAGGUGAAGGCAGUUCUUGCUUGGAUCUGCCCUACAAUGUGGAGAAAGUUCAGGGUUGACCCAAGCCAGAGCUUAUUACUUAUUACUCAGUGGGGACCUCUGAUUUCAGCAAAGCAAGGCUACAUGUCUUGGGUCUGGAGGCCUUCAGAGUGAGGCCCCAAAUGGGACAUUCCUAGGGGCACCUACCUUCUGCUUAAGGAAGAAUGAUGUCCUUUGGGAACUGUAGGCCAGCAUGGCCAUGGCCCCAGAAGCAUACUAAGUGCUUUGGGCUGUAUAUCCAGAGUUCUCUAGAACAACAGUUCUCAGAAGCCUCUUAGUGUAAAGAAUGGUGCAACUGUCCACUGAGCAUGGGGCCUUCAGGACAGAUGCCUUAGCCACAGUACUGAGCUUCCAGAACCAGGGUCUAUUGCCCAAGGGGCUCCUGCAGGCUAGGAGACACAGAAAGUGUCUUCUAACUUGUUUAUAACACCGUGUUGAGACUCAGAGGUCCCCUCUGUCCCUGGCUCUAAGAAAUUCAGCUGAGGUAUCUGAGAGGCACCUCAUGCUCAUGGGGAGACUCAUCUGAAAUAGUAAGACCUGGUUCUCUGCUCCUUUUGGAAAAGCCCAUGAAUUUCAUGUAUAAGCCUUUCAUUUGUAUUUUAAGGUUUUUGUUUGAGUAUUAAAUGGUGCACAAUAGUGAAGUCUUUAUCAGACGAAGCUUUAUGCCAUGCAGAUGUACUCCUGUGUGGCAGGCGGCUACCAUAUGAAUCAUCAUGGUGCUGAGCUCACAUCACAAUAUUUUAUCCUACUGAUCACAGCAAUCAAUACAUUUGCUUUCUGUAUAGUAAAAUAUGACUCCUUGAUUUUAUAACUUAUUAAAAAUAAAAAUGUCUGUGUUUUUGCACAUAAUGCCUGUGCUUGAU
Molecule: messenger RNA, 6506 nt
Organism: Talpa occidentalis (Iberian mole)
Lineage: Eukaryota; Metazoa; Chordata; Mammalia; Eulipotyphla; Talpidae
Gene: ADAMTS2
Product: ADAM metallopeptidase with thrombospondin type 1 motif 2
Exons: 21
Coding region: 16-3585 (1189 amino acids)
Biological process (GO): proteolysis; extracellular matrix organization
Molecular function (GO): zinc ion binding; metalloendopeptidase activity
Source: RefSeq, a predicted model, not a curated record